This is a messenger RNA of [Torrubiella] hemipterigena, 1763 nucleotides long. NCBI's taxonomy places the organism in Eukaryota, Fungi, Ascomycota, Sordariomycetes, Hypocreales, Clavicipitaceae. The record is from the annotation of a GenBank genome assembly.
CCGUUGGCCACCUUGUGUAUUUAACGUCGCCUCCCGCCAUCCCACCCACCUCUUUGGCUUUUAUCCACGGCUGUGGCUUCUUCAUUUUCGUGUUUUGUUUUUUGUUCUUACACGCUACAAGGGCUCUGCGUGACCCCCAAACCAUGUCGGAGAAGCUUAGUGAUGGCGGCCAGGCGCCGUCGCUCGAUACAAGUAACGCGCUUCACCAGGCUGCAGAGCGUGGACAGGCUGCGACAGAUCGAUAUGGCCAAUCGCUCGUGCAAUUUGACAGAGCUGCCGAGGCCAAGCUGCGCACAAAGAUUGACUUUUUCAUUGUGCCGACAGUGGCCAUGCUCUACUUGUUUUGCUUCAUUGACCGCGCCAAUAUAGGAAACGCAAAGAUUGCAGGCAUGGAAAAGGAGCUGCACAUGGUAAACUACGACUACAACAUUGUCGUCACGUCGUUUUACAUUUCAUAUAUCCUCUUUGAAAUCCCGCUCAACCUGCUCUGCAAAUGGAUGGGCCCCGGAUGGUUUCUCCCAGCGUCUACUCUGCUAUUUGGCAUCUCAUCGCUCGGCACGGCCUUUGUCACGACACAAGCACAACUCUGUGUCGUCCGCUUUAUCCUCGGCAUCUUUGAAGCUGGCCUACUGCCAGGCAUCGCUUACUACAUGUCGCGAUGGUACCGACGCUCCGAGUUAGGCUUCCGACUUGCCCUUUACAUCGUUAUGGCGCCUCUGGCCGGUGCUUUCGGUGGUUUGCUGGCGUCUGCCAUCCUCAAGCUCGACCACUUUGGCGGCGUUCACGGCUGGCGCAUGAUCUUUGCCAUUGAAGGCAUCAUCACCAUCGGCCUCGCCAUUAUUAGCUUCUUUACUCUUACCGAUAGACCCGAGACUGCGCGCUGGCUUUCACAGGAAGAAAAAGAUCUUGCUGUGGCCCGUGUCAAGUCUGAGCGCGUUGGCACCACCGCUGUUCUCGACAAGAUUGAUAACGUCAAGCUCGUCCGCGGCAUCACCAACCCCGUCACUAUCAGUACUGCUUUUGUCUUCUUACUCGAUAAUGUCACCGUCCAGGGCCUCGCCUUCUUCUUGCCCACAAUUGUCGCCACCAUUUAUCCCGACGCCGGUCUCAUCAAGCAGCAGCUCUACACCGUACCGCCCAACGUUGUCGGCGCCUUCUUCACAGUCGCCAUCCCACUGAUUAGCUGGCGCUACGACCGUCGACAGCUGCCUCUGGUCCUCUGUGCGCCGACCGUCAUGGCUGGAUUCGCCAUGUUCUUGGGCUCGACCGACGCCCGUGUCCGCUACGGGGCGACUUUUCUCAUUACGUCCUGUGCUUUCGCCAUGGGACCUCUUACCAAUGCUCAAGUUUCUGCGAAUGUAGUCAGCGACACGGCAAGAAGUGCUGCUAUUGGACUCAACGUCAUGAUGGGCAACAUUGGCGGUCUCAUUAGUGCCUGGUCGUUUUUGCCCUGGGACAAGCCCAACUAUCACAUUGGCAACGGCCUGAAUGUGGCUACCGCAGGAACUUGGUUAGCUGUGGCUGCAGCUACGCUGAUAUGGAUGAAUAAGGACAAUAAAAAACGCGAUGCUCGUGAUGUCGAUGAGGAGCUCCAGGGCCUCACGCCGAAGCAAAUCGAAGACCUCGACUGGAAGCACCCUGCGUUCCGCUGGAAGCCGUAAGAAUCGUCCAAAAACAAUUAGUGUUUUCUUUCCUAUUAGAAGAGGAAAUUUGUACGUAGCAUAUGAUAGAAAUUAACAAAUUGAACAGGAUUGAAAAUUGUG